Messenger RNA from Pungitius pungitius (ninespine stickleback), 3468 nucleotides. RefSeq names its product E4F transcription factor 1 (gene e4f1). The record is from RefSeq and is a predicted model, not a curated record. The transcript has 15 exons. Gene Ontology annotation, molecular function: DNA-binding transcription factor activity, RNA polymerase II-specific. Bases 107 to 2452 code for a protein of 781 amino acids. Lineage: Eukaryota; Metazoa; Chordata; Actinopteri; Perciformes; Gasterosteidae. Gene Ontology annotation, biological process: regulation of transcription by RNA polymerase II. Gene Ontology annotation, cellular component: nucleus.
CGUGAGUGCUAACACUAGCAGCAAGCUAACAGUGUCGCACACCUUUGACGUUUCAAACGUCUGUCUGAUCAGCGGCGUUGCGACAGAGACGGAGAAUUCGAACGACAUGAAUGUAGAAAAUAAUCAUACGGCAGAAACUAAGAGGGAGCAAACGACGAACGGCAACGAGACGAUCACCAUUCAGACAACCCUGGGAGAUGAAGAUGAAGAUGUGCACAAGUGCGGACGCUGUCAGUCCGAGUUUUCGACGCUGGAGGCGUUCAUCCAGCACAAGCUGCAACACAUCUGCAAACGUGUGGAGGAACAGGAGGCCAGUCAAGAGGUUACCAAUGGAAGUUCUUCUGAGAUGAAAACAGCUGAAGUUGCAUCUUCGGAUGAUCCCUUGAAGACUAAUCCUGACACAUUGGGUCGAGGUCGCAGGAACAAAACUGUUUCCCUCAAAGUCACCGACCACUCGGAUGGGACGGAAGGAUCCUUAUCUGACAAUGCUGACAGUGAAAACAAGGCUGUUUACAAAGUCUCCGAAGAAGGACGCUAUAUUUGCCAACUUUGUGACAAGACAUUUAAAACCACCAACAUCUUGAGGACUCACAUGAAAACUCACAGUGACCAGAAGAACUUUUCAUGUGACCUAUGUGGGACCUCCUUUCGCACAAAAGGCUCCUUGAUUCGUCACAACCGCCGUCACACUGAUGAGCGGCCUUAUCGUUGUACCCUAUGCGGUCAGUCGUUCAGAGAGUCCGGUGCCCUUACCAGACACCUUAAGGCCCUCACACCAUGCACGGAAAAGAUCCGCUUUGUUCAGUACAAGGAGAUCUUGGUCAGCAAAGAUGGAGUACAGAAAGGGGUCGUAGAUGAUCUCGUUGCAACGGCAGCUCAGCAGCAUCAGGUAGUGGUUGUGAAAGAGUCGGAGGAGCGGGAGAUGGUUGAAGCUCAGACUGCUGUCGUCAGUGUGGUGGAGGCUGGUUCCCAAGAGGUUCUCCAUCAGGUUCACUUCACAAUGGAGGUGAAUGGAACCACACAGGAGCAACAGGUAGUAGUAGAGCAGUCUCAGGCUGAAGCUCUGGCUGCUGCUGCUGCAGCAGGCGACAACCUCAUCUGCCAGGCAAUUAUCAAUUCUGGCAUCGCACUAGCGCCAGGAGAAGCCGUAGUUGAGGAGACCUCACAGCCACCCGAGGAAAUAGAUAAAGUGGUUUCUGACUGUCCUGAUGCUGAGGAGGAGGAGGAGGAGGAAAACGAAGAAGAAGAAGAAGAGGAUGAUGAUGACGGCGGCGGAGGUAUCACUGAGAUCCAGGUGAAAGAAGAGUUUGUGGAGAUGGAGACAGAGGACGCAGGUGAUAGAGUCAGUCAAACAUCCUUUAAAUUAUACACAUGUCCACACUGUAAUCGCUCCUUCAAGGGACUGAAUUACUUCCGCUUUCAUGUCAAGGGCCACUCGGGUUACAAGCCCUUCAGGUGCACACUAUGUCAUAAGGAAUUCCUGACUGGUUACCUGCUGAAGAAACACAUGGAAGUCCACCUCAGUGAGAGGAGGUACAAGUGCGGGGAGUGUGGCAAGCUGUACAAAACCAUCGGGCACGUACGAGAGCACAUGAGGGCGCACUCGGAUGAGAGACCCUACCGCUGUGCCAGAUGCAACAAGGGAUAUAAGACCAAAAACGCCUUGCAGGUGCAUCAGCGGACCCACGGCGAUGAUAAACCUUAUGUGUGUCAGUUCUGCUUGAGAGGCUUCAGGGAGAAAGGUUCUCUGGUGCGACACAUCCGCCACCACACGGGAGAGAAGCCUUUCAAAUGCCCAAAGUGUGCCCGAGGCUUUGCUGAGCACGGGACACUCAAUCGGCACAUGCGCGCGAAAGGAGGUUGCCAGAAGGACGACCUCUGUGAUCAGCUGGACGUGGAAACGGAGGAGAAAGAGUCUGCAGACAGCCUCGCUACUGCCGCCAUCAUGUCGGAGGACCCUCACGCUGUCCUGGUGGAGUUCUCCUCAGUGGUGGCAGACACACAGGAAUACAUCAUCAAGACUCAAACUGAGGGGGAGAUGAAGGAAGAAGAGGUUACAUUCAUUCAAGACAGCCAAAAUGAGAUGGGAAACCAUAUCAUGAAAGUGGUGCAGCAAAUUGUCAGCCAGUCACACGGUGCCGGCGGCACAGGCAGCCACCAGAUCAUCGUGCGCAAUAUGGCGAUGAACGAGCAGAGCGCAUCCAUCUCUGACUGUGGUGACACAAUCACCAUCGCCACACCCGAGAGCCUUACGGAGCAGGUGGCCAUGACGCUGGCCUCCGCCAUCAGUGACGGCACGCUACUGGCCACAGCGGGCACCGUGGAGACGGCGGACGGGACAGUUGCUAUGGUUACCACGGAGGAAGCAGGGGAGGAGGCGAUGCAGAUGGUGCAAGAGGAAUACGUCAUUACGUCCCCAGAGGAGGUGGAGAUUCAGACUGUUAUUUUAUGAUUCAUGAGGAUGCUAACUAUGAACUGAUGAAUUUUUGCUGGACGGAACUUGUGUAGCUGAUUACUGUAGAGUUUAUAUGAGCCUCGUCUGCGAUUGGAUUAUGAAACAAAGGUUUAUAGUUCCAGAAAUAGACAUGCAUUUCUGUGUGGAACACAAGACUGCAUGAGGACUAGUUCUAUCAGUAAUCUCAUUUUGAUUGACUUACUAAAAUGAAGCACUGCAUUAUUCACAGUAUUCUUGCUAAUCUCAGAAUGUUUAGGCAUGUACAGUUAAAAGAUAGGGUUGGUAAUCCUGAACUAUCAAGAGCAUGUUUUUCAAAGCUGAAACCGUAUUACCAGCCCAGUAUUUCUAACUUGGUUCUGAUGUAGCUCCAAAAGUCCCUGAAUGGAGAGAGUGAUCGUUUCUUUAGGCCUCCUUCCAAAGCCACACUCCCAAAAUGAUCACAUAAACAACAAACAAUUGGUAUCCAUAGCUCUAAAGCUAGCAGUUUGAGGAAGGCCAAAUGAAUGAAUGAAUGAUUGGAUUGGAGGAUUAAUCAUGCAAAAGACACCAGAGCAUUUGAUUUGAAGAAUUUGUAGAAAUUAUUUCCACAUAUAUAACAAAAAGAUUACCAUGCUAACUUUAAACUGACCUAACAAUGACGUACAUCUCCAUAAGCUGGUACAAACUCAACAUAAUCGAUCAUGGUAGUCGGGUCUCUGUUCUCUUUUGCGGUCAAAAGCUAAGCCCCAUCUUACGGCAUCAUUCCCUUGUGCUUUCCCCUCUCUGCUGCUCUACGGUAACGUUUUGGAAGUCAUUGUCAAAUUGAAAUGAGACACCCUUUAAAGACCGACUAAUCCAAAGCUGCGCGCUCGUGCCUGCCUGUGUGAGGCCCUCCAAGGAGACUAUGAACCGUCGUACAGGGCUUGGUCAUAAUGCAUAAUGCAAUGCAUAACGCGUGAAGGACACACCAGACGUUAAGAUGUGGUCAGUUUACUUAAGCAGAGUUUACACCAAAUAAAUGCUAUUUUGUUAUA